Molecule: messenger RNA, 1780 nt
Organism: Cataglyphis hispanica
Lineage: Eukaryota; Metazoa; Arthropoda; Insecta; Hymenoptera; Formicidae
Product: lipase 3-like
Exons: 7
Coding region: 97-1359 (420 amino acids)
Molecular function (GO): hydrolase activity, acting on ester bonds
Source: RefSeq, a predicted model, not a curated record
CAAAUAAAAUGAUUUCAUUCAUUUCAACAGUAAGUGUCGUGGGAAACUCUCGUGUCUUUGUUUCUUUUAUUGUUUAUUGAAUCUCUCGUCGAUACAAUGAGAUCGCUCGGACUCAUAUACUUGCUAUUUUUUUGCGGUCUUCAUGCCGCGUCUGCAGCAGAUGUGACCACCGAGCUAAGCACGCUCAUGAAGAGAAUAAUAUGGAUCAACCGAAAUGGGUCGCACAACAUCGAAUUCAAUUCUGAUGUCAUUCUCAACACGCCUGAGAUUAUAACAAAGGCGGGUUAUCCGGCGGAGGCUCACGUUGUAAUGACGGAGGACGGUUACCUUUUGACGUUACAUCGUAUACCAGGUGGCAACGAUUCUCUACCUGUAUUACUGCAACACGGCAUUCUAGGCAGCUCCGCCGAUUGGGUUAUUCUUGGCAAAGGCAAAGCACUUGCUUAUCUAUUAGCGGAUCAAGGAUACGAUGUUUGGUUGGGCAAUUUUCGUGGUAAUACUUAUUCUAAGACGCAUGUUUCCCUAUCUCCGUCGAACUCAACAUUUUGGGAUUUUAGCUUUAACGAACUGGGCAUUUACGAUUUACCUGCGAUGAUUACAUUUAUCAUGAAUAAGAGAUCGCAACCAUUGCAUACGUACAUUGGUCAUUCAAUGGGCACAACAACUUUUUAUGUAAUGUCAUCGGAGCGUCCGGAAAUCACUCAAAUGGUGAAAAUAAUGAUCAGCCUCGCGCCAACUGCUUUCAUAAAUCAUCUGAAAAGUCCGAUACGAUACUUGGUCCCUUUUUGGAAAAUGUUUCAGAAAAUGAUGCAAUUCUUCUUUCACGGUGAAUUUUUGCGAAGCGAUUUUGUGAGAUUUUUCACGAAAUACGGCUGCGGCCGAGGUUUCUCCAAAAAGAUUUGCUCCCACGCGAUGUUUCUGAUAUUCGGUUACGACAAAGAGCAGUUUAAUAACACUCUGCAACCUGUCAUCUUGAGUCAUGAUCCCGCUGGCACCUCGGCUAAGACAUUGACGCACUAUAUUCAGAUGAUCCAAUCGAGCAAGUUUUGUCAAUACGAUUACGGUCGUAAGAAAAAUCAAUUGAUCUAUAAUUCGACGGAACCUCCAAACUACAAUCUAGCGAAUAUCAUGGUACCAGUGGCGUUGAUCUACUCCAAAAAUGAUUGGUUGAUCAGCAUAGAGGAUGUGAAGAAAUUGUACCAUUUGUUGCCCAAUGUAGUGGAUAUGUACGAAGUGCCGUGGUCCAGUUUUAAUCACAUAGACUUUUUAUGGGCCAACGAUGCACCAAAACUCGUUUACGAAAGAAUUCUCAAAAUCAUGAGAAAUGAGAAACCGAGUAAUCUUACAUCGAUGGAAUAAUAUUACGUCAUCAAUCAAUAUAAAAGAUUAAUGUUACGUGUUAGACAUGGAUGCAAUUAAUGGCUGCAAUCAUCACUUUGAUGAAACGUAAACUUUUAAUAUUUUAUUUAUAAUUAAUAAUUUUAUUUAUAAUUUUAUUAAUGCCAAAUUAGAACUAUAUAGACGUUUUUAAACAACUGUUCUAACAAAUAAUGAAUUGUUGCGAUAGAUCGUAAGAAUACAAAAAACAUAUAAAAAAAAAUAUAACAAAUAUACAUAAAUUGCAAUAUAUCAAUAUAAAAGAGAAAAGAGAUCUCUUAUAAUAUUUAAGUCGAUUUUGCAUUUAACGCACUAUGUACGCGCUUAUGUAUCGAUAUAUCUACAUGUACAAUAUUUAUGACAACAUAAAUAUAAAUUUAAAUACUAUAGUGAUCAAAUAUAA